Messenger RNA from Plasmodium gallinaceum, 1158 nucleotides. RefSeq names its product mitochondrial ribosomal protein L21 precursor, putative. The transcript has a single exon. Gene Ontology annotation, cellular component: ribosome; mitochondrial large ribosomal subunit. The record is from RefSeq and is a predicted model, not a curated record. Lineage: Eukaryota; Apicomplexa; Aconoidasida; Haemosporida; Plasmodiidae. Gene Ontology annotation, molecular function: structural constituent of ribosome. Bases 1 to 1158 code for a protein of 385 amino acids.
AUGUUAGGUAAGCAUAGAAAAAGAAAGAUUAAUCCUCCACUUUUUCCUAUUCAUCCAAAUGAGGAAAAAAAAAAAAAUUUGAAUAAUUUUAUAACAUACAAGGAUUUAAAAAUAAGAUGGAGAAAUACCAGUAAAAAUUAUAGAAAAAAAGUAACAAUAGCUAGAAAGUGGAAGAAUUUGCAUUGCCUCCUUCCAUCAAAUAAAAAUUCCUGUAUUUUUAUUUUACAUAAGAAUUUACCAUUUACUCGAUUUAAAAAAAAUAAUAGCAAUCUUGAAAAGGAUAACAUAAAUAUUUCUCUUAAAAAUAAAAUUAAUGAAGAAGUACCACAGGAUAAUUCUUCUAUUUUAGUUAAAGGUGACAAUGAAACUAUAGUAAAAAAAAAUUAUAUUAAUUAUGAUCUUAAAGAAAAAAAUAAUAAAAUGGGAAGAAGAAGAAAAAUAAAUAAUAUAUUAAUGAUAAAACGACCAGGAAAAAAGGAUGAGGAAGAUGAAGAGAAGGAGAAUUCAAAUUUAUUUAAUCAAGAGAAAAUACAUAUAGAAGAACAAAAUUAUUAUGAAAAACCUCCAAAAGAAUUGGAAUAUUUACUUAAUAAUGAUAAAAAGGAUAUGUUCUGUAUUUUUAAAUCCAACUUCAUUAACGAACAUAAAGUAACAAUAGGUGAUAUUGUACAAACUGAGAGACUACAUAGAAAAAAAGCUGGUGAUAUUGUAUAUUUUGGUACUGUUCUUUUUGUAGGAACAAAAAACUUUUCUAUUAUCGGUAAACCAACUGUUCCUUAUUGUAAAGUAAAAGCUGUCAUUGAGCAAAUUACUUUGAGUCAAGAAAUUUUAAGUUUUCGUUAUAAAAAAGUUAGAAGAUCAAGUAGAUUUCUACGAAUAAAGCAUUGGAUAACUAUUUUGAAAAUUGAAGAUAUUAUCAUUGAUUUGAAAAACGAAAUAAAAGAUGAGAGAAUCAAACCAUUACAAAUUCUUGACUUGUGGUCUAAUAGAUGGUUAUAUCAAAAAGAAUUAAAUUUUAUUAAAUUUGAUGAAAAUAAAAAACCAUUAGCUGAAAGAAUUUAUAAUUUAAUUGAACAUCAACCAAACACACUACAUAGAAGAGGAUUAACAGAAUGUUACAGAUUUUAUCCAGAUCCUUAUAUUCCUCAAAGUUAUUAA